CCGGCGGAACGCGGCGGAGCCCGGUUGCCCUCGUCCAGGCACCGCGGGCUGCACGAGAACCCGGGGGAGCGGGGCGCCCCAGAGUGCACCUCGGGGCGCAGGAGGCAGACCCGCGCCAGGGGGUGAAAAAGGAGCCGGGAGAGUCGCGGGACCCUCCACAGGCAAGGGCGGGGCCUCCGCGGCGCCCCUCCCUCCCCCAAUCCCGGCCCCGCCCCGCCCCCUCCUCGCGCGGGGCUGGGGUCCGCCUCCCUCCCCAGCCCGGGACCCAGCGUCGCGAGCUCCCCCCGGGGUGCCAUGGCCUCGCGGCUCCUGCACCGGCUGCGGCACGCCCUGACCGGCGACGGCCCCGGGGAGGCAGCGGCCGGCCCCGAGGCCGAGCAGUUCCCGGAGAGCUCGGAACUGGAGGACGACGACGCCGAGGGCCUGUCGUCCCGCCUCAGCGGCACCCUGAGCUUCACCAGUGCCGAGGACGACGAGGACCAGGACGACGAGGACGACGAGGAGGCUGACCCCGACCCGCUGCCCGAUGGGGACCGGGCGGCGGGAGAAGACGCAGGCCCAUCCUGUGCUCAGGCAGAACGGAGUCCCCCACCUGAUGGGCAGCGGGGCAGUCAGCUCCUGACACGGCAGUUGCAAGAUUUCUGGAAGAAGUCCCGGAACACCCUGGUACCCCAGCGGCUGCUCUUUGAGGUGACCAGCGCCAACGUGGUCAAGGACCCGCCCUCCAAGUACGUGCUCUACACCCUCGCCGUGACGGGCCCGGGGCCACCGGGUCGCCAGCCAGCCCAGAUCUCCCGCCGAUACUCGGACUUUGAGCGGUUGCACCGAAACCUGCAGCGGCAGUUCCGGGGCCCCAUGGCUGCCAUCUCCUUCCCCCGCAAGCGCCUGCGCCGGAACUUUACCGCAGAGACCAUCGCCCGCCGCAGCCGGGCCUUCGAGCAGUUUUUGGGCCACCUCCAGGCAGUCCCUGAGCUGCGCCAGGCCCCGGACCUGCAAGACUUCUUUGUGCUGCCGGAGCUGCGGCGGGCGCAGAGCCUCACCUGCACUGGCCUCUACCGCGAGGCCCUGGCGCUCUGGGCCAACGCCUGGCAGCUGCAGGCCCAGCUGGGUGUCCCCUCAGGCCCAGAUCGCCCUCUGCUGACCCUGGCAGGGCUGGCUGUGUGCCACCAGGAGCUGGAGGACCCUGGGGAGGCCCGGGCAUGCUGUGAGAAGGCCCUACAGCUGCUGGGGGACAAGAGCCCUCACCCUUUUCUGGCACCCUUUCUGGAGGCCCACGUGCGGCUCUCCUGGCACCUGGGCCUGGACAAACACCAAUCAGAGGCCCGGCUCCAGGCCCUGCAAGAGGCAGGCCUGACGCCCACGCCACCCCCCAGUCUCAAAGAACUACUCAUCAAGGAGGUGCUGGACUAACCACACCUAGACUUAAGGCCACUGUGGGGAGAGGCACUGCCCCAGUAUGGGAAGUGGGGUAGGGGCGGAUGAGGACACAGACAGCAUUUGGGAGGUGACCAGGGGUGCUGGGAACCCCUAGAAGUUCCACAAAGGAUUUGUAGCAGAGUGAAGAAAUGUGCUUCUUCUGUGGAGCUGGGCUCAGGACAAGCUUUGGCUAGGAUGGUGCAGGGAGAAAGCCUCUCAAGCUUAUGACUAUCUGGGGGCUGUGCCCCAGGUCAGGGUCAAUGGUCCCUUUUCCUUGGGCCUCCAAGCCAGCCUGGCUAAGGGCCAGGAGUCCUGGGGUUGAUGGCUGGAGGGAGGGCUGCAGUUCCGGCCCAGGGGGAUUAAAGGCCAGCAGCUCCACUGGUAGAAGUCUCUUUAUUCCAUGUUCAGCACCAAAGGCCCAGCCCUGGAUAACUCCUGCCUCAGGAGUCGGGGGACAAGGGAGAUCCUUGAAGUCCCAGACCAAGCUGGUACCUCUAGCUACAGCUUGCUUUUUGAGUCCCGGGGCUUCACUCGGAUCACGCCCUCCUGGGCACAGGACAUAGCCAGGACCCCGUCCCGACGCCACAGCCGCCCAUGAACUAGGCCCCGGGAGCCACCUGCGAAGAUAAGGGAGAGAACGGCCUUCUGUCUCCUUCCACCCAGCCAAAUGCCCUCCUUGAAAAACGUACAACUCAGGUUGGGCCACCCCGUGCCAGGGUACACUCAGUGUUGUGGGCACUCCCAAUCGCCAAGCACCCUUUUAGGAGCCUAUUAUGGUUGGUCAUCGGGGGUAACUCCUCCCAUGGGAAUCCCACUUGAUGGUUUAAAAGCACUUUCACGUAUCUGCUGGCUUCCUCAAAAAAAUCCCAAGGGGAGACGUUCUGAGAACAGUGUGGUUCAGUAGCUCAGCUAACCAGAUCUGCCCCACUUCUGGCCACCUGUGUGAGGAAACCCAUCAGUUCCCUCCCCCCCCCCACCCCAGUACGCGGGCCUCUCACUGUUGUGGUCUCUCCCGUUGCGGAGCACAGGCUCCGGACGCGCAGGCUCAGCGGCCAUGGCUCACGGGCCCAGCCUCUCCGCGGCAUGUGGGAUCUUUCCGGACCGGGGCACGAACCGGUGUCCCCUGCAUCGGCAGGCGGACCCUCAAUCACUGUGCCACCAGGGAAGCCCCCAUCAGUUCCCUUUGUAAUAAAUCAAACCAGGCCCUCCAGGCUGGUAAUUCAUUCAAACCAACCAACCAACAAAAAAAACCCCACCUCCAUCCCCACAGGGACAAAGGGGCUCGGAGGACAGGACGUGGAGCCAUGAGACCUGGCCAUCCCCCUCCCCAUGUGGAGAUUCUCCCUUGCUAGCCCAGGGCCUUAGUCUGAUUAUUUAGGAAGGGAACUGCUGGUUUCUCUUAUAUGCGGAACAGCUCACUUAGGCCUUGUCCCAUGUUCCAGAUGAUGCCAGUCAAGACCAGAGAGGCUCAGGGACUUGGCCUGAAGGCUCAGGCCAAACAUGAACCCAAGAGUCCUAACUUCAAGUUGUGGCUCCUUUAUUGUGAUGCUGUUGGUGCUUGAGAGCCCCCCUUCCCUGAGUAUAAGAAGUCCCUCAAGUUUUGUCCUUGUUUCACCAAGCAAGGCUUUUCUUUGUUUGAAAUGCACUUCCUUGGAAAGGAACCCAGGGCUCUGAGACUAGGCACUGAUGAACGAGUCUGGGUUUCUCUCAACACUAUAAGGAGUAUCCAAGCAGUGGGGCCCUUAGAGAAUGCUGAGUGCCCUGACCCUCAACCAGGUUAGUUGUCAGAAUCACUUAGAGAGCUUUUUUUUUUUUUUAAUUUUUUGGCUGCGCCGUGCAGCAUGCGGGAUCUUAGUUCCCCAAGCAGGGAUCAAACCUGUGCCCCCUGCAGUGAAAGCAUGGAGUCUUAACCACUGGACCGCCAGGGAAGUCCCGGGAGCUUCUUAAAAAUAGUU
Molecule: messenger RNA, 3371 nt
Organism: Mesoplodon densirostris (Blainville's beaked whale)
Lineage: Eukaryota; Metazoa; Chordata; Mammalia; Artiodactyla; Ziphiidae
Gene: SNX21
Product: sorting nexin family member 21
Exons: 3
Coding region: 295-1410 (371 amino acids)
Biological process (GO): protein transport
Cellular component (GO): early endosome membrane
Molecular function (GO): phosphatidylinositol phosphate binding; protein binding
Source: RefSeq, a predicted model, not a curated record